AUGGAAGGCAAGAAGCGAAGUAGCCAAGUAUUUCGAGAUAGAGGACUAUGGAAGGUGGCCGAAAAGCUGUUUGUGCAGGUGAUGGAGACUCGCAAGGCGCUCGGGGCCGAUCAUCCCUCGACGCUGACGAGCAUGGCCAACCUGGCGUCGACGUACAGGAACCAAGGCCGGUGGGAGGAGGCCGAAAAGCUGGAAGUGCAGGUGAUGGAGACUCGCAAGGCGAAGCUCGGGGCCGAUCAUCCCCACACGCUGGCCGCCAUGGCCAACCUGGCGUCGACGCUUUGGAAACAGGGUCGGUGGGAGGAGGCCGAGAAGCUGGAACGCCGCAAUACUACCUUGGCACGUAAUUGA
Neurospora tetraspora is the source of this 351-nucleotide messenger RNA. RefSeq lists its product as uncharacterized. The transcript has 2 exons. Gene Ontology annotation, molecular function: protein binding. Bases 1 to 351 code for a protein of 116 amino acids. The record is from RefSeq and is a predicted model, not a curated record. Lineage: Eukaryota; Fungi; Ascomycota; Sordariomycetes; Sordariales; Sordariaceae.